AUGUCACAACGCACUCCGUCGACCCGCAAGAGCGUGGGUCAAGAACCUGUCACGUCUGUAUUGCCUGAGGGCGACAUACCUUUUGAUCCAAAACAUUCCUGGAACCAAGAUGAAGAAACACUAGCUGCACUGGGUUACAAGCCAGAGUUCAAGCGCGAGUUCAAUCUCUGGACUACUNUUUGCGUCAGUUUUGCUGUAUUGGGUCUGUUGCCCAGCUUUGCCAGUACGUUGUACUAUGGCAUGGGAUAUGCUGGGACUGCUGUCGCCAUGAUAGGCAUCCAAUCCGUCGCCGCCUCAAUGGCAGAACUCUGCUCCUCGAUGCCUACUAGCGGCGGCUUGUACUACAGCUCGGCCGUACUUGCCCCUGCUGGUUGGGGCCCUCUCGCCGCAUGGAUAACAGGCUGGUCCAACUGGCUAGGCCAAGUCACCGGCGCACCCUCUGUCAACUACGGCACUGCUGCCAUGACUUUAGCCGCAGCCUCCAUCGUCAAUCCCUCGUUCACACCUCAGAACUAUCAGGUGUAUCUUCUGACAGUGCUGUUGAUGGUCAUUCAUGCUUGUAUGGCUAGCCUGCCCACCAAGACCAUUGCUCGCGUCAACAGUUUUGGCAGUUCGUUCAAUAUUGUUGCGUUGAUUGUUGUGUUAAUACUUAUUCCUGCGGGAACGAAUAGGCAAGAGAAAGAUUUGCCUAGGUUCGCGCCCAGUAAAGAGGUUUGGGGUGAUAUCUAUACUGGCACGGAUUUCCCUUCUGGCGUUAGCGUCUUGAUGAGUUUUAUUGGUGUCAUUUGGAUGAUGAGUGGCUACGACUCACCCUUUCAUCUAGCGGAAGAAUGCAGUAAUGCCGCCAUUGCUUCCCCUCGCGCAAUGUUCCUCACCUCAGCUGUGGGCGGCACCUUUGGCUGGUUCCUCCAACUCGUGGUCGCAUAUACCGUCAUCUCUAUCCCUGACGCCUUGUCCUCUGACCUCGGCCAACCCUUUGCCGCUUACCUCGUCCAAGUCCUCCCAGAAAGAAUGGUUCUGGCUGUACUUUCCCUCACCAUCAUUGCCGGCUUUUUCAUGGGACAAGGCUGCAUGAUUGCCGCGUCGAGAGUUACUUUUGCUUAUGCCAGAGAUGAUUGUUUCCCCUUCAGCGAUAUCUGGAAACAAGUCAAUUCGCACACCAAAACGCCGGUCAAUGCAGUUUGGUUCAAUACUUGUGUUGGGUGCUUGAUGUUGCUGCUUAUCUUUGGCGGUGCCCUUGCUGCUGGCGCCAUGUUUUCCAUUGGUGCCAUUGCUGCUUUUGUCGCUUUCACCACUCCAAUCUUCAUCAGAGUCUUCUUCGUCGGAAACAGAUUUCGGCCCGGCCCUUGGAAUUUGGGGAAAUUGUCUAUUCCUGUUGGUGUGGUGGCUUCUGCGUUUGUUAUUUUGAUGGUGCCGAUUUUGUGUUUCCCUUCUGUGGUUGGAAGCAACCUGACGGCGGAAACUAUGAAUUGGACGUGUGUAGUUUAUGGGNGGCCAAUGACUAUGGUAAUGAUUUGGUGGGUUGUGAGUGCGAGGAAAUGGUUCAAGGGGCCCAAGGUCAAUGUACAGCAUAUGAUGUUGGGCAGGGAAAUUGAUGGUACUGAUGUAUUGAUUGGAGAGGAUGUUGGUGGGGAAGAUACUGAGAAUAGUGUUGUACCGGUUGAUGGUAAAGCUGCUGAAAUUGUCAAGGUAUAG
Aureobasidium vineae is the source of this 1695-nucleotide messenger RNA. The record is from the annotation of a GenBank genome assembly. NCBI's taxonomy places the organism in Eukaryota, Fungi, Ascomycota, Dothideomycetes, Dothideales, Saccotheciaceae.